UUGGCGGUUAAAACCAAUGUGUGUAUACACAACGAGUAUAUAUAAAUCGUUCAACGUGAAUCACUUUCAUUUACUCAUUUUCUUCUUUUUUUUUUUCACUCUCACUCUCCUUCAACUUUAAACGAAUUUUUCAAUUCGAAUUGGCUUUGUUAUUGAGAACAAAAAAUAAUUUUCCGAAUAAAUUCCAAAAUGCCUCCAGUUUUAAAUUGUGAAACUUCUUCUUCGACGGCCACCAAUGCCAAUACUGAAAAUGGAUUUAAAUUGAAUGAUGAUGAUGAAUUUUCAAAGAAACUAGUCAUUUCUAAUGCCGUUGAUAACGAAUCGAAAUCUGAUCAAAAUUCGAAUUUUGAUGAUGAUGAUGAUGAUGAACCAUUAUUGCGUGAAAAUCCAAAUCGUUUUGUUUUGUUUCCAAUUCAAUAUCAUGACAUUUGGAUCAUGUAUAAAAAAGCUGAAGCAUCAUUCUGGACAGUUGAAGAAGUGGAUCUAAGUCGUGAUAUUGCCCAUUGGAAUCAAUUGAAUGCAAAUGAAAAACAUUUCAUUACACAUGUAUUGGCAUUUUUUGCUGCAAGCGAUGGUAUUGUCAAUGAAAAUCUGGCCGAACGUUUUAUUCGUGAUGUACAAAUACCAGAAGCACGUUGUUUUUAUGGCUUUCAAAUUGCCAUUGAAAAUGUUCAUUCAGAAAUGUAUUCAUUAUUGAUCAAUACAUAUGUAUCGGAUCGUAGUGAACAAGAUUUUCUAUUCAAUGCCAUACGUAAUUUACCUUGUGUAGAAAAAAAAGCUAAAUGGGCUAUACGUUGGACCCAGGAUGAUUCAGUUACAUUCGCUGAACGUUUGAUUGCAUUUGCAGCCGUUGAAGGAAUCUUUUUUUCUGGUUCAUUUGCCGCAAUUUUUUGGCUUAAAAAACGUGGCCUUAUGCCUGGUCUUACAUUUUCGAAUGAAUUGAUUUCACGUGAUGAAGGAUUACAUUGUGAUUUUGCAUGCUUAUUGUUUCACCAUAUUCGUAAUCGUCCAUCACCACAACGAAUUGUUGAUAUUAUUAUCGAUGCUGUAUCGAUUGAACAGGAAUUCUUGACCGAUGCAUUACCAGUUUCAUUGAUUGGCAUGAAUUCAAAAUUAAUGUCCGAUUAUAUUGAAUAUUGUGCCGAUCGUUUAUUGGUAGAAUUGAAUUGUGAAAAACAUUAUAAAACGGCCAAUCCAUUUGAAUUUAUGGAACAAAUUUCAUUGGAAGGUAAAUCAAAUUUUUUCGAAAAACGUGUUGCCGAAUAUCAAAAAAGUGGUGUCAUGUCACGGCCUGAAGAUCAGAUAUUUGUUACAGAUGCUGAUUUUUAAUAUGAAAAAAUUCUUCAUUCAAUUUAAUCGAUUUGCUAUCGACAAACAAACAAAAAAUCAAUUGGAUCAUUCA
Dermatophagoides farinae (American house dust mite) is the source of this 1402-nucleotide messenger RNA. RefSeq names its product ribonucleoside-diphosphate reductase subunit M2 (gene RnrS). Lineage: Eukaryota; Metazoa; Arthropoda; Arachnida; Sarcoptiformes; Pyroglyphidae. Gene Ontology annotation, biological process: deoxyribonucleotide biosynthetic process. Gene Ontology annotation, molecular function: ribonucleoside-diphosphate reductase activity, thioredoxin disulfide as acceptor. Gene Ontology annotation, cellular component: cytosol. The record is from RefSeq and is a predicted model, not a curated record.